Neltuma alba is the source of this 691-nucleotide messenger RNA. RefSeq lists its product as uncharacterized. The transcript is spliced from 2 exons. Bases 142 to 438 code for a protein of 98 amino acids. Lineage: Eukaryota; Viridiplantae; Streptophyta; Magnoliopsida; Fabales; Fabaceae. The record is from RefSeq and is a predicted model, not a curated record.
CCGUAUAUUCGUAGUUCCUGCUUCCUAGUUCCUGCCUCUGCCAAGAGCGUCCACUGAUUUGCCAUCAGAGUUAGAACCACCAAAUCCUAACACACUCAUAAUUAUCAUUUCCGUCAGUAUCGCGCGACCAGCAGAUGUGAAAUGGCUGGUCCUCUACUUCGAGACGUUCUGCUUCGUCGCUUUCGGCUCCAAAACUUUCGCCCUUUUGUAGCGGGAAUCUCCGUGCAUGUGACUCCUCACCACUUAUUCUGCAGUGGCCCCACCGUCCCGCUGUCGGGACAAACAGAUGAGAAAGCAAGCGAUGCUGCUCAAAUCUCCAAGCUACCGGAUGUCCUCGCUGAUGAUGAAUGGAAGGAGAAGGCAAAGGAGAUCGUCAAGGACAUUGAUCCCAUCGUUGGGCUUGCGAAGGAUAUCCUGUUCUCAGGAAGGGAAGAGUAAAAUCAUGAUUUGGCUAUCCUCAGCAGAAGAUCUGAUAAAUAUAUGGACAGACAAGCAUGACAUUGCUGUGAGAGCAUCAAAUCCUCUAUAAUAACUGCUGAAAACAAUGCCUGCCUGCCUGUGAGACUCUGUACGCAGAUACAAUUUUUCUGUGAUAAAUUCUGUGUCUCCAUCAUUUGUUCACAUUAACAUGUGCUGCGUCUUUGGAGUAUUUACCAGUAUGGCUUCUUCAACAACUUUGUUCUUUAUUUGA